GCUGCCAUCCCUGUGGCAGCUGCAGUCACUGCCGCCUGCCGCGUAGGGCCCGGCACCCGCCGCCGCCUGCUCUUCUCUCCCGGGCGCACCCAUGCCACCUCUGGGAGCCAGGGCGUGCGGCCCGGAGGCUCCGGCGUACUGAGAGGGCAGUCCGCGGACGAUGAGGGCCCCGCUCGGUGGCCGCGGUCUCGGCUGUGUCGGGGCCUCGGUCCUCCUGCUCCUGCUGCCGGCGCUGAGCGGGCCCUGGGCGGUGCUGUGGCCGGCGGCCGAAGCCGCGCCGGGCCCCAGGCCCCCGGACCCUGCUCCUCGGACCCUGCCGCCCCUGUCUCCAGGCCCCACCGCGGCUCCUGCCCCGGGCCGUGCUCAGGCUGAAGCCACCACCGAGCCGCGAGGCUCGGGGGGCGGCAAUGGCAGCAGCCCCGGGGCGGGGCCUGCGGCGGACGGGCUCGGAGGCCAGGCCGGGGAAGGUUCGGUGGGUAGCGGCUUGGCCGUGAGCCCCAACCCUGGCGACAAACCCAUGACCCAGCGGGCCCUGACCGUGUUGAUGGUGGUGAGCGGCGCGGUGCUGGUGUACUUCGUGGUCAGGACGGUCAGGAUGAGAAGAAGAAACCGAAAGACAAGGAGAUAUGGAGUUUUGGAUACUAACAUAGAAAACAUGGAGUUGACACCUUUAGAACAAGAUGAUGAGGAUGAUGACAACACAUUGUUUGAUGCCAAUCAUCCUAGAAGAUAAGAUGUGCCUUUUGAUGAAAAGAUUUCAGCUUUCUACUAUGAAGAGCAGAGUUUCUACAUUUAAGGAAUAAGAAGCCACUAUGUCAAAGGGGGAGGGAGUAUUUAAUUUGUAUACAUUAUGACAACUUUUAAUUUGUAACUGCUGCAGUAAAUAUUCUAUUACUUUGUUUUAUAUUUGUGUAUAGAAGUGCUCUGUAAUGAGCUCAAUAUAUUCUUGAAGUAAAGUGUACUGUAAUAGUUUAUUUGUUUGACAGUUAUAUUAAAAUGGUGACUUUUUGUUUUCUGCUUACCAUAUUAUUGUAAACUUUUUUCUUUAAGUACUAAUCAAUUAGUAUUAGUUAUUUUUGCUGUGUUGUAAUUUUACAACUGUAAACCACAACAAAUGGUGUGUAAAAAUAAUUAAAAUUUUCCUUUGUUGAACUAUAUUUCCCAGUUAUGUGGGGAAAAGAAGCCAAAUUUAUAAUGCUCUUUGGGGGUUUUUAAAAUAUUAAUAAAUGUCUGCUAUUGUAUGCAAAGUAAUAAAUGAUUUUAAAUUAUU
Molecule: messenger RNA, 1270 nt
Organism: Dipodomys spectabilis (banner-tailed kangaroo rat)
Lineage: Eukaryota; Metazoa; Chordata; Mammalia; Rodentia; Heteromyidae
Gene: Fam174a
Product: family with sequence similarity 174 member A
Exons: 3
Coding region: 161-733 (190 amino acids)
Source: RefSeq, a predicted model, not a curated record